Capsella rubella is the source of this 1261-nucleotide messenger RNA. RefSeq names its product heat stress transcription factor B-4. The record is from RefSeq and is a predicted model, not a curated record. Gene Ontology annotation, biological process: regulation of transcription by RNA polymerase II. NCBI's taxonomy places the organism in Eukaryota, Viridiplantae, Streptophyta, Magnoliopsida, Brassicales, Brassicaceae. The coding region runs from base 52 to 1101 and encodes 349 amino acids. Gene Ontology annotation, molecular function: RNA polymerase II cis-regulatory region sequence-specific DNA binding; DNA-binding transcription factor activity. The transcript has 2 exons. Gene Ontology annotation, cellular component: nucleus.
CUUUCUUCUCUUUCUUCUCUCUCUCUCUCUCUCUCUCUCGAGAACUCUCUAAUGGCGAUGAUGGUUGAGAAUAGCUACGGUGGUUACGGUGGUGGUGGUGGAGAAAGGAUACAACUUAUGGUCGAAGGUCAAGGCAAAGCUGUUCCUGCACCGUUCUUGACAAAGACUUAUCAACUUGUUGAUGAUCCUGCGACUGAUCAUGUUGUCUCUUGGGGUGAUGAUGACACUACUUUUGUCGUUUGGCGUCCACCGGAGUUUGCUCGUGAUCUUCUUCCUAAUUACUUUAAACAUAACAACUUCUCUAGCUUCGUUCGUCAGCUCAACACUUAUGGUUUUAGAAAGAUUGUACCAGAUCGAUGGGAGUUCGCGAACGAGUUUUUCAAGAGAGGAGAAAAGCAUUUACUUUGCGAAAUCCACCGCCGCAAAACAUCUCAAAUGAUACCACAACAACACUCACCCUUCAUGUCUCACCACCACGGCCACCACGCUCCGCCGCAGGUUCCCUUCUCCGGCGGCAGUUUCUUCCCUUUACCACCGCGUGUCACAACUCCAGAAGAAGACCAUUACUGGUGCGACGACUCACCACCGUCAAGACCACGAGUUAUACCACAACACAACAACAUUGACACCACGGCGGCUCAAGUUACAGCAUUGAGUGAAGACAACGAGAGAUUACGACGGAGCAACACAGUGUUAAUGUCCGAACUUGCUCACAUGAAGAAACUUUACAACGACAUUAUCUACUUUGUUCAGAACCAUGUCAAGCCUGUUGCUCCAAGCAACUCUUACCUCUCUUCGUUUCUCCAGAAACAACAACCUCCAACACUUGAUUAUUACAACACCGCCACUACUGUCAAUGCCACUACUAAUAAUAAUCUCAAUCAUGGUUUGAACUCAUCUCCACCAACUUCACAAAGCUCAAUCACAGUUCUUGAAGACGACACUAAUAAUCACGAUCAGAGGAACAUGAGAAAGACUAAGCUUUUUGGAGUUUCGUUGCCUUCUUCUAAGAAGAGAUCACAUCAUUUCUCAGACCAAAGUAGCAAAACUCGACUUGUGUUGGAUAAGUCUGAUCUUGCUUUGAAUCUCAUGACUGCUUAAGAUUACUCUUUUGGUUUUUUGCUUUUUUUUGAAGUAUCAGUGAUGAUCAAGCAUUAUUAGCACUUAAUGUUGUUAUGAUGAACAUGAAUAUUAAGACUUUUUUUUUGGUUUCUUUUGAUUAAUAAUCUUGUUUAAUGAUGUUUUAUGUUUUUGUUAUUAA